UCCCCCCGCCCCCCCCAAAAAAAAACCCUAUUUAUAAAUCCAAGUCAAAGAGACUUUCCUCGUACUACUACUACUACCACCAACCCUACACAGCCAUGGCGCACGACAGCGACCUCCCUUGCGACGGCGACGGCAUUUGCAUGGUCUGCAAGGGCAAGCCCGGCGACGGCGAGACCCUCACCUGCAAGACCUGCGUCGCCCCGUGGCACGUGGCUUGCCUCUCCGCCCCGCCCGAAACCCUAGCCGCCGCCGCCCAGUGGGAGUGCCCCGACUGCGCGUUCGUCGCCGGUGGCGCCAAUGCGGCGGCGACGGCGGCGGUCGGCGUCGGAUCGGAGAUUGUGGCGGCGAUCCGGGCGAUCGAGUCGGACGGGUCGCUGACGGAGCAGGAGAAGGCGAAGCGGCGGCAGGAGCUCAUGAGCGGCGGGGGGAGGCGGGGCGACGACGAGAAGGAGAAGGUGGAGAAGGCGAAUGGGGUUUUGGAUCUGUUUGAUGAGGGUUUGAACUGCUCGUUUUGCAUGCAGCUACCGGAGAGACCUGUUACGACUCCCUGUGGUCAUAAUUUCUGCUUGAAGUGUUUCGAGAAAUGGAUUGGUCAGGGAAAGCGAACUUGUGCAAAUUGCCGCAAUGCAAUUCCGCCCAAGAUGGCAAGCAAUCCUCGAAUCAACUCUGCUCUUGUCAUUGCCAUCCGUAUGGCCAAGAUGUCAAAAACAAAUGGUUCAGGGGGGCCACCAAAGGAGUACCACUUUGUUCACAACCAAAACCGACCUGACAAGGCUUACACCACUGAAAGGGCAAAGAAAGCAGGAAAGGCUAAUGCUUGUAGUGGAAAGAUUUUUGUCACAGUCCCUAAUGAUCAUUUUGGACCAAUUCUGGCAGAGAAUGACCCAGAAAGGAAACAGGGUGUGUUGGUGGGUGAGACUUGGGAGGGUCGAAUGGAGUGCAGGCAAUGGGGAGCUCACUUUCCUCAUGUGGCAGGAAUUGCUGGGCAGUCAGAGUAUGGGGCCCAGUCUGUGGCGCUCUCCGGAGGAUAUGAAGAUGACGAGGAUCAUGGCGAGUGGUUCCUCUACACAGGAAGUGGUGGAAGAGACCUCAGUGGGAACAAAAGAACGAACAAGAUGCACUCAUUUGAUCAGAAGUUUGAUAAAAGUAAUGAGGCAUUACGGGUCAGUUGCCGCAAAGGUUAUCCUGUCAGAGUCGUGAGGUCCCAUAAGGAGAAAGAUUCGUCUUAUGCACCUGAAACAGGCGUACGCUAUGAUGGGAUUUACAGGAUUGAAAAAUGUUGGCGCAAAGCUGGAAUUCAAGGGUUUAUGGUUUGUCGAUACCUUUUUGUUCGAUGUGACAAUGCCCCUGCCCCAUGGACAAGUGAUGACAACGGGGACCGCCCAAGGCCUUUGCCAAACAUUCCAGAGUUGAAGAAUGCAACUGAUAUUACUGAAAGAAAGGGUGUUGCCUCUUGGGAUUAUGAUGAAGAAAAAGGUUGCUGGAUGUGGAAAAAACCUCCACCAGAAAGUAGGAAACCAAUUGACAGUGUACAAGAGGAUGGGACAACCAAGGUUAGACGUCAUAGACCCGCUCUGUCCAUACAAGAAAGACUUCUCAAGGAAUUCAGUUGCAGUAUCUGCCGGAAAGUAAUGAGUCUGCCCCUUACUACGCCCUGUGCUCAUAAUUUCUGCAAGUCCUGUUUGGAGAGUUCCUUUGCUGGCCAAACUUUCAUAAAACAGAGGACAUGUGAAGGUGGACGGACGUUAAGAACACAGAAGAAUAUCAUGAAAUGCCCAUCUUGCCCAAAUGAUAUUUCCGACUUCCUUCAAAAUCCACAGGUUAAUAGAGAGUUGAUGGGAGUGAUAGAAUCACUCCAGCGCCAAAGUAAACAGACAGAGGAUGAUGAAGCAAGUGAGGAAACAGAUGGCACUGACGAGAAGCCUGAUGUGGUGCCUGAUGUGGUUUCUGAAGAUGCAGAGCUUUGCAGUGAAACUUCUGAUAUGCUGAAAGAGGAUACAGAAGGCAAAGAAGGUAUUCAAAAGUCUCCAACCAAAAUCAAACCCCAGGAGCAAAAGAAAUCAAGUGGUGGUGAUUCUAUACCCACUGAAAAACCUCUUGAGAAACUUGAUUCAGUGGAUGAUGAACAUGAAAAGUCUGGUAAAGAAACAAAAAAAGCUGCAGUUGACAACAAAGUUAAGAGAUCUAACAAGCGAAAGGCCGAUGAUUCUCCCGGUGCCAGGGUGAAGACCAGAAAGCAGAAGGCUUAACCAUUGGUGCAAGAUGAAGAUUUUGUAUGUCCUUUAUCCUAUAUGUAGGGUAUUUUUGGCAGUUGCAGAGUACUUUUAGUUUUCCAUAUUUUGCAACUGGUAAUCUUGCUGAAGCACUAGGAUCUUUUGUGGAACACAGAACAAACGCGAGUUGGUUUACUUUAUGGUUAUCAAACUACAGUAUUAUCUA
Molecule: messenger RNA, 2439 nt
Organism: Rhododendron vialii
Lineage: Eukaryota; Viridiplantae; Streptophyta; Magnoliopsida; Ericales; Ericaceae
Product: E3 ubiquitin-protein ligase ORTHRUS 2-like
Exons: 9
Coding region: 96-2249 (717 amino acids)
Biological process (GO): protein ubiquitination; negative regulation of gene expression via chromosomal CpG island methylation
Molecular function (GO): ubiquitin protein ligase activity; metal ion binding
Source: RefSeq, a predicted model, not a curated record